UGGAUGACAGCAGGGAGCAGUGGUGGAGAUGCUGUAGCUCACACUGCCGCUAGAAGACCAACGCCGUGGUCCCACCUCAGCAGAGCUCCGGAGCGCAGCCCGUGGAAGAGGAACAAUUUGUUUCUUGUGUGAACCGAUGAGUGGGGCUUUGCGUAUUUUCCCCGCGCUGGAUCCAGACCCCCGGCUUUGUGUGUGUGUGUGUGUGUGUGUGUGGACGUGUGGGGCGCAUCAGCGGACAGGAGGAACAGUCUCUCCCCUCCGAGCCGGAAUGAGACGCAGCAAUGACAGAGCAGCAGUCGCGCGCUGCAGCGGCGAAAUAGAGCAACUAUUGUGACAGGAGAUUGAUAACACACAACUGGGCCGAGCAAACAGCGAGCGACAGAUGUGAUCUUCGAAAAACGUCGCAGCUGGUUUGGUGCCAGUGACGUUGCUGGAUGGGUCAUAAUUGCAUUUUGCACCCCCCCACCCCCCUCAUUUCAUCAUCCACUGCUCGCAGCGUCUCCACAUGACUUGAGGGUCUCGGGCGGCUGUCUGUGAGGGAGUCGUACUGCUGCAGAGACCAGCACAACAGCGGGGAACUGCCAUGUGUCGUUGCGCGACAUAGAAGCUCUUUGUGGGCUGUUCUGCACCGGGGGACAGGUGGUGCCGCGCGCGUGUGUGUGUGUGUGAGUGUGCGCAUGUGUGUGUGUGUUGAAAGUAGCAGGGGGCACGGACACACAACCCCCCCCACACCCCCCUGAGACAGUUGUCCUGGGGAUGUCAGGCCGGCGCGCUGGAUCAGUUUUUGCCAGAGACAGGUGCGACAGGGAGGAGUAGUUUACAAAGCCCUGCGCAGGAUCUGGCAGCGCACUAACGAGCCCGCGCUCUCCUCUGAUCACUCUCGGAUUUUUGUUGUUGUUGUUGUUGUUGUUUUUGUUGUUGCCAGUGGGACACACACAAUUGACUCGCUCACAGUUCGGCUGCACCUCUCAACCCUCCAGGACAACCAGAGAGACUCCAGUGCUGUUAAUAUGGCAACCAUGGCCCCUCCCUCCUUCUUCCUGCUUUGUUGGCUCCUCCGAAUGGCCAGCUCGGCGUUCCCAGAGGAACCGGGGCCCCUGAACUUCAUCCCCACCGAAGUGGCGAGAAGAUACCCGGUGUUUCUGGGCCGACCCCACCGGACGUGGCUGAGACAAGAGCCGCUGCACAUCCAGAGGAUCCUGCAAGUCAAUCGGACGCUCUACAUCGGAGCCAGGGAUGACCUUUUCCGUGUGGAGUUGGACAUUGUCGCAGGAGAUGAGAUGUUCUACAAUAAGAAAAGAACAUGGGAGUCCAACAAGAAUGACAUCAGGAUCUGCAGGAUGAAGGGCAAACAUGAGGAUGAAUGCCGUAACUUCAUGAAGGUGCUGCUCAGUAGACAAGGAGGCCUGUUUGUGUGCGGGACCAAUGCCUUCAACCCGCUCUGUGCCAACUAUACCGGAGACACUCUGGAGAUGGUUGGAGACACAGUCAGUGGGAUGGCGAGAUGCCCUUACGACCCCAAACAUGCCAGCGUAGCUCUGUUUGCAGAGAGGAAUCUGUUUACAGCUACAGUGACUGACUUCCUGGCCAUUGAUGCAGUGAUCUAUCGUAGCCUUGGGGACAGUCCAGCUCUGCGCACCGUCAAGCAUGACUCCAAGUGGUUCAGAGAGCCAUAUUUUGUCAAUGCUGUGGAGUGGGGACCUCACAUCUACUUCUUCUUCAGAGAGAUAGCCAUGGAGUUCAAUUACCUGGAAAAGGUGAUGGUGUCGCGUGUGGCCCGGGUGUGCAAACGGGACCAGGGCGGGUCUCAGCGCGUUCUGGAGAAGCAGUGGACGUCGUUCAUAAAGGCUCGUCUGAACUGCUCCGUCCCCGGUGAUUCCCACUUCUACUUUAACCUGCUCCAAUCCACCAGUCCCGUCAUCAGGAUGCACGGCAGGGACAUCAUCCUGGGCGUGUUCUCCACACCAUCUAACAGUAUCCCGGGUUCGGCGGUGUGUGCCUUUGACAUGGAGCAGCUGGCGUCGGUGUUCGAUGGGAGGUUCAAGGAGCAGAAAUCACCCGAGUCUAUUUGGACGCCUGUUCCAGAUGAAGUCAUCCCGAAGCCAAGACCCGGUGGCUGUGCCGUUCAAGGAUCCAGAUUCAAUUCGUCCAACUCUUUCCCAGAUGACAUGCUCAACUUCGUCAAGACCCACCCGCUGAUGGAUGAAGCUGUGCCAUCACUCGGGCAAAGACCCUGGAUAGUCAGGACUAUGGUCAGGUACCAGCUGAAUAAGAUUGUGUUGGAUGUAGAAGCAGGGCCGCACAGAAACAGAACCGUCAUGUUCCUCGGGUCGAGCAGAGGGUCCAUCCUCAAGUUCCUCAUCAUGCCCAACCAGGACAACACCAUCACCAACAGCAACAUCUUCCUGGAGGAGCUGGAGGGAUUCAACCCUGAUAAGUGUGCUGAAGACUCUCCUCUGGCCCGGCAGCUCUUGUCUCUGACUCUGGACCGGGCGAGCCACAGUCUCCUCCUUGCCUUCCCCUCCUGUGUGGUCAGAGUGCCGGUGGCGCGAUGCCAGCUCUACUCCCGGUGCAUGAAGAACUGCAUCGCCUCUAGAGAUCCUUACUGUGGCUGGACUAGAGGAAGCACCUGCUCCUUCCUCAGACCUGGGACCAGACUGCCGUUCGAGCAAGAUGUCGAACAGGGGAACGUGGCCCACUUGGGUGACUGUGACGGGAUGCUGCUCCAGGAGAGUUUCAUCGAGGAGCCUGACGGCCUGGUGUCUGUGAACCUGCUGGUGGUGUCUGCAGUUUCAGCCUUUGCAACAGGAGCCGUCCUCUCUGGCCUCACCGUCUGCUGGAUAAUGAGUCAUCGCCACCGCCACUCCCGCAGCUCUGGAGCUAACGGCGCCCGCCGCAAAAGUGACAAAGAGCAGAGCAUGCUGGGACAGGGGCGCAGCGGCUCUGUAAUGAGCGUAACGCGAACCAGCGGCGGAGAGAGGCGGCGGUCGCAGGCAGACAACCCCUUUGUCACGCCCAACGGCUGGCCUAAAGGAGAGAUGGAUCCGGGAUUGUUGCCGACCCCGGAGCAGACUCCACUGCAGCAGAAACGGGGCAUGCAUCUUCCGGACACUGACUGGGACCAGAGCCAGACCUUCCUUACCGCUGUGGGGACGCCCUGCCCCAAUAACUCUGUCAUCUACCUGAGCUCCAAGUACCUGCACGGAGGUGGAGGGGGUGGAGGGAUGGUUCGGAUAGAGGACACAGGGGAAGUUGUGCUGCCCCUGCACACAGAGCGCCAGCGCUACCUGAUCUUAGCCACCCAGAGAGGGGAACACGGUGGCAGCCGUCCCAGUGGCACCCUGAGGAACUCAGCAGGGGAAUAUAUCUACCCCGCCACGCCACAGGACUCCCCCGACAGACGGAGGGUGGUUUCCGCUCCCACGCCCCACAUGGACUAUGGGGAGCCCCGUUGGAGUCACGAGGUGCUCAACUACAACAGCAACAAUGGGGCGCCCUAUCACGCUCAGCGCCAGGGCCUCAUCAGGCCAGACAUGCAUGGGCCUCGAGGGCUGGGGGAACUGGCUGACUUCAGCCAUCUUCUAGUGAAGAACAUGGGAGAGCGUGCCCCUAGUGGCCAGUGAGGUGAAGUGUCAGAGCCCUGACACCAAACUCUCUCUGAACGCUCAUUCCCUCCAACAGUAAACUGGAAGAAGUCAACCCCUCAGACUCACUGUCCCAGGUCCAACCUUUCCCUGUCUGUCCUCUCUCACUGUCAUUCAAUGUUCAAUGACGUCAUUCAGCCGACUGAAGAGAGAGACGGAGAGAACAGAAACAGAGAGAGUUGAAAAGAGGAGAACGCUCUCCCUCACGUCUCCGUUCGUCUGCUCUUAAUCUGAGGCGCACCCCUCUACUCUGUUUGUGGAAUGGCCAAGAGAGUGUGACUUUGACACCACAGGACAAACAGUGCGGCACAGAGAGGGGUGUAAAAGGAAGGGGAAUCUUCUAAAAAAGACUGUUUGGAGAUUUAAAUAAGAAGACAAUUUCGCUUGUAGCGCCAAAUGUGAAAGAUCUCCCUCCACCAUUUUGUUCACUGUUUUGACGCCAUGGAUCUUCUUUGGGUGUGAAAUUUUUGUUUCUGCCUCUUUUUUUUUCUGUGCCAGUGGGCAUCCAGCAGAAAACAAUGUGCUUUACUCUGGAUUUCAAAUGAGACAGACACUGUUGUAGCCGUGCCAGAAGGCAGUGACUCUCAAUGAAUCCUGCAGUGUGUGCGUCUGUGUGUGAAUCUGACUGUGUGAAUGUGUGCGGUCACGACAACCCCAACCAGUGUCCUGUCCAAACUGUGAAGAAUAACUAUAUAUUGAAGUUUCUGUAAACAAUCACAGAGAGAUAAAUGUAUUUUAUUAUGUGUCUCUGGAUGUGUUAACCAAUCAGACGGGUGGGUUGCUGAAGGGUUGAGUAAUUUUUUUGUGAUUCCCAGUACCUCAUGAGCAGCACUGGACAGAGCCAUGAUGAAUUGAAAGAGAGCAAUAAUGAGCAAGAAACAUAUACGGAUGAAGAUAAAGCCAAUUUAAUUUGAUAUUUUUUUAUGAUACUAGUUUUCUCAGCAAAGCAAGCUAAAGCGUAGAGACGUCAGGAAGAGCAGGGCGCUGGGGAAAGGAACAAUAUCUCCGCUCCAUUCUUCUCUCCCUCGCUCCCUCUCAGUAUGCCUGGGUCUGUCUGACCUGACCUGAGGCCUCCCUGGGCUCUACAGCCCAUUUGAAAAGGGGGGAAUGUGAGCUGUGGCUGUCUGGCUGUCUGACUGAGGCUCUGAGGCUCGGCCGCUUGGGACCUACAUUCAGCCUCUUCUGCCCGACACUGAGCCUCUUUGUGCCCCAGAAGCAUGAGGAGACUGCGGCAACAAAUAGCCGUUAAGAGUCAGAGACCUAGCCCAGAACCACAGCCUAGCAGAAUAUCAAUGAAGAGGACAGCGGCUCCAUCCGUCAUGUGAGAUGUACCGACCGGGCCCGGGCAUCUCUUAAUGCUUCACCCAGUUGCCAGGAUAGGGAGGAGCUGAGGGCUGGAGCGGGGGCUGAGGCCAGGGUUGGGGCACUGCUAACGGUCACAAUGGUCAUCCCUUGUGGUUUUAUCCCUUUCUGUCAUUCAGUGUGUUUCCCAACAAAAGCGGGAUAAAGAACACAGAUGGGCAUGGGUAUACUUGGGUGUGGAGUUACUCUUUCUCUCCGUUGUCUUUUGAUGUUUUCUGUUUUAUGUCCGUUCUCAUCCGUUCUUGAUUCAGAUGUAGAUCCAGAGAUAGUUUUAGUUCAUCUGGGUCACAGUGGUUGUUUUGUGUGUCUGCGUGCGUGUGUGAGUCUCUUAGGGCUUGUAUCCACGAAUGUGUUGCUCAUAUUGAGUGUGAAAAAACCUGCUUUGAUCAAAUUUAUUGUCAUCCUCACCCUCCUUCUUUUCUCCGUUGAGUCACUUUUUUGUGUUGUGCAGCAGCUCUUUGCUUGACAUUCACAAAUCUGUGAUAACAGUGUCACAGCCUGGGAUCAGUAAACGCUAUACAAAAUACUCAAACCAUCACACAGUGCACAAAGAUGUGCAGAUAAGACAGAGGUUAUGGGCUGUGCUUUGUUGAAGGGACAGAUGGCAGAUACCAACAUUAUAAAUUAUUAAGUACAAAAGCUAGGGCUGAGAGUUUUUCUGAAACUAAUGCCAAUAUGAUAUGACGCCUUUGAGAGCAAACAUAUGUUUCCACAAAACCCUGUUUUUCAUUUAAAGCAAGUCUGCGUUGCUUUGUAUUUUGUUUUUGGCUUUCGGCUCUGGUUUACUGACCUGUCAUGAAACAUUCACUCUCACAGAUCUUAUCAGGGUCGUUUUUGGCCUCAUCAGGCAGCUGUUUUCAACAAUAAUGCUUCAAUGAUCAACGCUACCUGGCAGCAGCAACAGACAGUCAAAGUCAGUGACUAGCUAGUGGACAUACUUGAACAUUUAGCAGCUAAAAAUGCAGAUCCAGAAGUUGGUAGAGACCAAAAAUGGAGCUAAAAGGAGAGUGAAUAUGAGACCUCCAUAAUUAGGUGAACACACGACUUCAAAUGAAUGAUAUUGUUGAGAAACAGCCGUAUGCCAACACAUUAGCCUCAUGGUUCUAAAAUGUCUUCAUAUCUUUUUUUCGCUGCCCCCAAGUGGCCAAAAGUCUGUUAAUGUGCAUUUCAUGUAGAAAUAUGAAGGCUGGGUAUCAUUUGAAAUGUUUAAAUUCUAAGGCCGAUAUGAUUAGGAACAAUACAUUUAUCAAUACCUUGUGUUGAGAAAAGUGUUUCGCCAAAAUACUUUUUAACGCAAGGAGCCAAAGCAAUGGAGCGUUACACACUGUCUUAAACGCAGUGUAAAUUCAACCAUGAUUAGAUGUAAAUCAAGAACUGGCCAAUCCAACACAAAGUUAACAAGAUUGUAAUUCCGACCAGACAUUUGACACCGGCUGACAUUUUGCAUUUUGCUUUUGAUACCCAGCCCUAAAAGGUAGGCAGCAGAGAGUGUGAGGUGCAGCAGUGAAAGAGAUUUAUGAAGGCAAGGACAGAGGAGGAGGUCAGGCAGGCGAGCACGAUGCUAUUGCAUUACCGCCUCUCCACAUUAGAAUUGUGUAUUCUUUACACAUUCUACCCCGAAACAGGUCAUUAGUAUUGAGGAUAGUGGGCUUUCCACCAGCCCGGCGCCUCAUCUCUGUCUCUCUUUAUCUCUCUCCCUGUCUACCCGUCUCUGCCAUGGCCUGCGUUAUCUGUGUGUGUGUAUGUGUGUGUGAAUGAGGCCUCUCUGUCUCGGCCGGUGUGCGCAGCCAGCCGUGUCCUCGCUCUGCAUCUCCUACGGUGUUUCACUAAACAUGCUUGAUUAGGCAAAGUACAUUCCCGGCCCUCUAAUGGCCUGAUGAGCCCCUAAGAAGAUUACUACAGACACAUCAGCCCUGAGAGGGAGGUGCACGUUCAACCAGCUCUUACCCCUCCACUAACCACCAACCACACACACAUGCAUGCAUGCGUACACACACACACACACACACACACACACACACACACACACACACACUUUGCAGGGCCCUUUUACCAAAUACGGGACGCAAUUGAAUUAAGAUCAGAAAUAAAAACUCACGCUUGAACUGGCCCGACACUGGCUGGUUCUAGGAAAGGUACAGUACACGAUGCUAUCUUACUGACUGCGUAAUUUGAUUACCUUAGUUCGACAUUAUGGGGCAUCUAAAGAAUUCAGAUGUAACCACAUGCAGGUCAUUUCUGUUUAUUAAAGCCAUCAUCCUCCCUCUUCUUUUUACUUACUUCAUGUCAUUCCAGUUCCUCCUUUUUACAACAGCUGCACUUUGUCCUCUUCCUCCGCUUGCCCUUUUAUUCUUAACAGACUCAGACUUUCUCUCUGCACACACACACACACUAUAUCCCUUUCAUCCUGUUUAUCACUUUUAAAGGUUAGCUGGUUAAUUUACUGAGCUGGUGACAUAAGCAGAAAUCAAAGUAAUUCACAAAAAACUGCUUUAUUUCACAUCACAUCUUUUGUUAGACAUUUUCAAAGCCGCUCUCAUGGUAAAUUGCUUUCCUUUGCUUUUUUUUUUUUGUCCCCUGCCUCUGCACACACACACACACACACACAUUAAAUUCCCACCCACCCCUCAUGACCCAGCCUAUGUGUGUGUAUUGUUAUGUUUGUGUCUGAAGAGACCAUGCCUUCGUGUGUUGGGGUUGUUUAUGCCGUGUGGCCCAGUGAUGCGAUGCCCCCCCCCACAGCCAAUAACUGCCAUCUCGCCCCGCAGUGCUCCGCUGUACUGUACUGUAUGUGCUCUAUGCCCUAGAGAGAGUCCAGAAACGGAGCCUGACUUAUAUUAAACCCACCAUCCAUUGCAGCGAGGAGCAGUGACAUGACACUGCUCCUCUCCAAGUCAACAUCCAAGCGAAAAAAGCACAAAAAAAUCUGAAAACAAAAUCAACAUUUGCAUUUUUGUAAAAUUGUAGAUCUAUUUAGUCCGCACUGAUCAUCUUUGUCAUGUUUGUUUUUCUAUGGUUUGUUUCUGUGGUAGAUAUUUUGUUUGAAAUUAUAUGGGAUAUUAUUGUAUAUGAUUUCAAUUUCAAUUCUCUGGUGUGCUGGAUUUGAUGACAUCAUUGAAGAUGAACCUGAUGACUAUCAUGAUUGCUGUUGUGUUGACAGUGACAAUGAAGCAGUACUGUGAGCAGCGCUGAGCUCUUGUGUUUGGACGCUGAAUCUAAGGUUUAUAAAGAGACUUCUCUCCCGUAGAGUGGAGUCUCCUGCUACUGUGAAGGACCCCGCUGCCCUACAGCUCUGGCCAGAGUCUGGCCCGCCGUCGGCCCGGGUACCUCGGGGCACAGUGUCAUCAGAUGACAACACAUGUUCCUACUACGUGUACAUAACCUUGAUGCUUACAUGUAAUUAAAGUGCCGUAGCUGCAUGACGACACAGCCUCUGUGUGUGUACAGAAGUAGCGACGUGUGAAUUUGUACAGUACAUGCAAUUGUGUGUGCUUGUGUCCGCAAAGAAAAUCUGUUUGUCGUCACGCGAAGAGCAACAUGUGCAUGCACCCUCCGACAACUGCACAAAGCACACAUACAUUAGACACAUACACAAACACACUCCAGCAGUUGUUCUCCAUUCUCCACGUUGUCCUGAGCUCUGCCUGUCACUCCGCAUGGAGACUUUGCUCUAUGUCAACUUUCUUAUUCUAAUAAACCACUCAGACAUUGAGGUCUGCUCAUUGA
Molecule: messenger RNA, 8732 nt
Organism: Hippoglossus stenolepis (Pacific halibut)
Lineage: Eukaryota; Metazoa; Chordata; Actinopteri; Pleuronectiformes; Pleuronectidae
Gene: sema6bb
Product: sema domain, transmembrane domain (TM), and cytoplasmic domain, (semaphorin) 6Bb
Exons: 17
Coding region: 1011-3623 (870 amino acids)
Biological process (GO): negative chemotaxis; neural crest cell migration; axon guidance
Molecular function (GO): chemorepellent activity; semaphorin receptor binding
Source: RefSeq, a predicted model, not a curated record